AUGACACGGGUUCUGUUCAGGGAGACCUCCAGCCCCUUUCUCCUGGCCGCAACGUUGCAGCACCACUUCGACUCCCUCAGCGCUGUGUACCGGUCAACAGUCCCCCGACUCAAGACUGGCUUCUACGUGGAUGACAUGGUGGUGGGAUGCAUGUCCGAAAGUGAUGCUAUGAAGGUCUACGAUGACGCCUGCCAAAUACUCAAGGAGGCCGGUAUGGAAAUUCGCAAGUGGACGUCAAACUCCGAAGCACUUCGCGAAGCUUUCCUUGAGGACGGUAUUUCUUAUGACGAUGCGUCGAGCGGCGACGCGGUGGUCAAGGUUUUGGGCAUCCUUUGGAAUAGAAGCACUGACCACAUCCAGUUCAACGUUGAGCACGCUCGAAACUUUGCGGGCUCGAGGUGCCCCACUAAGCGCGUAUUGCUGAAUACGUUUUCCAUGAUCUACGACCAGCUAGGUUACCUCUCGCCCUUUGUCGUCACAGCGAGGUUGUUAUUCCAAGACCUAUGGCGCAAGGACUGCCCUUGGGACGCCCCUCUCGGCGAGGAUGAGGCCCGCGCAUGGGAAGCCUGGGAGACCGAUUUGCCCCACAUAACUCAACUGCAUCUUCGACGUUGUGUCCUUCAAUCUGACCAAGAAGACCACCGUUUGGGGGUACAUUGCUUCGCCGACGCUAGUCCGAGAGCGUACUGCACAGCCGUGUACGUGCGCAUUAGUCCCAGGAACGGGCAUCCCUAA
Molecule: messenger RNA, 735 nt
Organism: Ornithodoros turicata
Lineage: Eukaryota; Metazoa; Arthropoda; Arachnida; Ixodida; Argasidae
Exons: 1
Coding region: 1-735 (244 amino acids)
Source: RefSeq, a predicted model, not a curated record